ACAUCCAGAUUCUCAAAGAUCGUGGCUUUUGGUUGCAGGAGCAGUGAGUGGUCGCUUAUACGUCUGGGAACUGGACUCUGGCCUUCUUCUCACCGUGAAAGAGAGCCAUUAUCAGUCUGUGGGCGUGAUCAAGUGUACUAAAGGAUAUAUUGUGAGUGGAGGAGCAGACUCCAGAAUCGUCGUUUGGAAAGUUUUGGAUAUUCUGUCCGACUCACAUAAACCCUAUGCUAUAUUCACUGAUCAUACUCUACCAAUUACUGACAUAGCUAUAAGCUCUGGGCUCAUUAAUGAUAUAAAAUUGUGGUCUGUCUCCACAGACCAGACUGUCCGCUGCUACGAUUUGACCUCUUUGGCUUUGGUGACAAUGUUCGUUGCACAGCACCCCAUCCAGUCCAUUGCAGCAGACCCCGCAUUCAGAUGUCUGUAUAUUGGACUAACCAACGGAACCAUUCGGAUGAUACAUCUGUUUCAAGCAUCUCCACAAACACAGAUAUGGGAGCAAGUUGGUGGUUUUGGCAAAAUCAUCACCUUGAAAGACGAUACGGACCUGCGCGAAACCUUCACUAACCAUCAGAUUGGAGAAAAUCCAGUGACUAAAAUUGCAGUAUCGUUCGAUGGCACACAAAUUGUCAGUGGCGACAGCAAUGGAAAAGUGUUAGUUUUGGACGUGGCUACAAAACAAACUGUGCGCACCUUGAAACAGCUUGCUGGGCCUGUCUCAACUCUUAAACUAUUCAGACUGGAGGCUAAUACUGUUAGCAAUUCUGCACUGAAGACUGCUGUGCGAACAAUUCCCGUCCUCAAAAGAAAUCUUGUGGAAGACUCAGACCUCCAAAAGCACGAGGUCCAUAGAAAAUUCACUGACUUUGAAAGUCUCCAGCAACUUGACCUUGAAAGCUUCUUAGACACUGUUAAAUCAGAACAGAGGUGGUUCCAUAACUUCACUGGAGUUGACUCGACUGUCAAACAAAAUAAAGAGAAUGUGAGAUCCGAGUUGGAAGAGCUGAAAGAGUCUUAUGCAAGCAUGAAAUCCAAGUAUGAUGCACUCUAUGACGAACACUCCAAGCUUUUAAUGAAUAGUAAGUAGAAUUAACUCAUUUCUUCUUCUUCCUGGGUGGUGAGAGUGGGCGAUUGAAUCCUUUUUCACGGUUCAUGUACUGGCGAUAUUCAGUCUUAGGUAAUUUUCGGGCACCAAAAGCGUCAUUACCGUUGACUUUCUUGUUUUUAGUUGACCCAAAGCCAUCAAAUCCAAUUAUAGAUGACAAUCCUGGUUCACUUUCAACAAGUGGCUCCUCUUCACUAUCAGAAAAUCGUCGGCCACGAUCCUCUUUGUCUGUAUUGUCCUUUCUCGAAUCCGUUUCUUCUUCGUUUUCCGGGGAUGCUUCAGAACCUUCGUUUAAUUCCGUGACUUUAUCAUGGCCUGUUGACUUGCCAUUUUCUUCAAGCGGUGGCUUCACAACACUGCCUGUCUGUAGCUUUUCGGCCGUCUCCCGGUCCUUGAG
Messenger RNA from Ogataea polymorpha, 1502 nucleotides. RefSeq lists its product as uncharacterized. Gene Ontology annotation, molecular function: protein binding. The record is from RefSeq and is a predicted model, not a curated record. The transcript has a single exon. Gene Ontology annotation, cellular component: nuclear pre-replicative complex. Gene Ontology annotation, biological process: rRNA processing; DNA-templated DNA replication. Lineage: Eukaryota; Fungi; Ascomycota; Pichiomycetes; Pichiales; Pichiaceae. Bases 365 to 1087 code for a protein of 240 amino acids.